Oncorhynchus masou masou (cherry salmon) is the source of this 5663-nucleotide messenger RNA. RefSeq names its product tissue factor pathway inhibitor-like. Gene Ontology annotation, molecular function: nucleic acid binding; serine-type endopeptidase inhibitor activity. NCBI's taxonomy places the organism in Eukaryota, Metazoa, Chordata, Actinopteri, Salmoniformes, Salmonidae. The transcript has 7 exons. Gene Ontology annotation, biological process: negative regulation of peptidase activity. Gene Ontology annotation, cellular component: extracellular region. The record is from RefSeq and is a predicted model, not a curated record. Bases 72 to 1001 code for a protein of 309 amino acids.
UGACCCAACACACCUCCAGGCUGUGUAAGGGCUAUUUGACCAAGAAGGAGAGUGAUGGAGUGCUGCAUCAGAUGACCUGGCCUCCACAAUCACCCGACCUCAACGCAUUUGAGAUGGUUUGGGAUGAGUUGGACCGCAGAGUGAAGGAAAAGCAGCCAGCAAGUGCUCAGCAUAUGUGGGAACUCCUUCAAGACUGUUGGAAAAGCAUUCCAGAUGGAGCCCAGCCCGAGCUCUUCAUUUUCCACGAGUUGUGUGCCCUAAAGAAGGAUGAAGGGCCCUGCAAGGUGUUAAAGGAGCGCUUCUAUUUCGAAAUUGACACGGGCCACUGCGAGUCCUUUGAGUUCGGUGGCUGCAGAGGCAACGCCAACAAUUUUGAGACCUUGGAAGCUUGUGAGGGAAUGUGCCUGGUGUCUGCUGACAAGAGUCCCUGUCACCUGGAUGAGGCUCCGGGGCCAUGCCGAGGUCUGGUGACGCGCUACUUCUUUGACAGCCAGAGCCAGGAGUGCAAGCACUUCUACUACGGAGGCUGCUUCGGCAACGCCAAUAACUUCAAGAGUAUGAAAGAGUGCCAGGCCAGGUGCCAGAACCCAGAAAACGCCAAUGUGGCCCCUAAAUUGGAUGUGACUCCUAAAUUGGAGGUCACCGUCCUAAAACUCACUAGUAAACCAAAUGUACAACCUGUCAAAGUAACUGAUGAGUUUGCUUUAAGCGCCUCCCACAUGCAGCAGAAUCAUCAACACCAGGCCACAGACUUCAGUCCUCCAGAGUUCUGUCUCAGUACCAAUGACAAGGGCACGAUGUGUGACAGAGAGGAGAGGAUAACGGGAAGGAGAUAUGCGUACAACCCCAAGACAAAGAGAUGUCAUUGGUUGCGUAACAGGGGCUGUGGGGGCAACAAGAACAACUUUGUCCUCAAGAGACACUGCAUGAAGAUGUGUAUGAAGCCGAAUCCCACUCACAAAAGGAAGACCCUCAGGAUAAAGAAGAACACCAACAUCUAAUUUCAAACUCACUAAAUCAAGGCCUUGUAUUAAAUCAUUCUUACACUACUUUUUAAUUACACUUUAUUCUUAUUUGACUCUGGUAUUAUGUGGUCGUCUUACAGCAAUUCUAUAAAAGGCUUGUUUUGGCCUAUAAUGUAAUUUUGUUAUUUUAACCUUUUAGCUCUUUGUAUGAGGAGUGGUUUUGUAAUAUCAAAAUUUUGACAUUUUUUUCCCUUGUCACAUCCUAAAAAAACGGUAUAUCAUUGUAAUUUUUUUCCUGAGGACAGCAGACAAGUUUGUUUUUAUUGACAAAUGAUUAACAUUAAGGAACCCAAUAGCACUGCACUGCCCAUGAAAUAUAAAGCUCUAUCAUUUACAUUAUCAGUGUAAGUAUUUAAGAUCAUUCCUUCAUGUGAGUAAUGUAUUACCAUGUAAAAAAUGCACAUUACAUUUUUUUAACAUAGAUGGAAAGAACAUAUAUAAUAAACCAAUUGGAGCCUAAAUAAAAUGUUGCAUAGUCAUCCACAUUGCAUUUCUGGAUAUUUUCAUUCUGUUCAAAGCCCCCUUUUUAUAUUGCAUUAUGUAUGCAAUUGGAAAUUGCUCCACUGAUAAGACUGUUAUUCAGACACAAGGGGGCAGUGUUGUAUUAUCAGAAUAGGCUAUCAUUUCCAUAUCAUAGACUCUAUACAGGAUCCUUAACCCUAAGCUCAACCGUAACCCUUACCUUAAAGGUCAUGAACAGUAAAAAUAAUGUUUUUCAUUAAAUUGGAGGAUAUUUGGAUGAAACCAGAUAAAAGAAUGUGGACCAAAAUAUAAAAAAUGAAUGUUGCUUCUACAAAGUUUGAUCAUAAAGUUACUGGUCCUCUUCCCCAUGUCAAACACUUGGAUUCAGGAGACAGUUUUAUUAAGGGGAUAGGGUGACCUCCCCCUAACUCACAUUUAAUACACUAAUGGUAACAUGAUAUUUACCUAAUUUAAAUAAGUACUGCCUUGUAACCAACAUUGGAGAAGGUGUGCUUGCAGAGAGAUAUGGUUUACAUAGCUAGAAAGCUAUUCUACUGGUGCCAACAUUUGACUGGAGGGUGUUAACUAAUAAAAUUAAAAGUUUACCUUAUUCAUCUGUGGAGAAGAUCCUUAUACUGUGUUUCCCCUUUCAUCUGUGUCUGUUGUUAACUAGUUACUGGCUAGCUAGGUCUUCAGCCAGCAUGGAACGAAAGAGGGGACAGAUCGUUCAAAACUUAAAUGCAGUUAUCAAGUCAGCACAUCCGUCGGUGCUGCUGAAAACCACGUCACAAGAGACCUACCAAACGGGAGAUGUAUUGAUUGAACAAUUCAACUUAUAUUUAUUAAAUAUAAAUAAUAUAAAUGUGAAUCGAUGUAAUACCUUGCUUUAAACUUUUUAACUUGAAUGUCAUUUUAAUUAUGUAUGCAUAACCAAAUAAAAUAACCUACAAAUUCACAAGGUUGGAAAUCCCCACUCUGUCUGGAUUUCAAUAGGAGUUGCACCUCACUUUGCAAGCCAGCAUAAUGUAACAGGUUCCGUUAAUAACCCAACACAAGUUAGUUUUAACCAUCAUUUGGGUUUUCAUUCAUGUUGGCUUGAUCAAGCAGCUGUUCCUUUUUUUAAAGGUCCUGAACAGCCAUUCUGAUUCCCAUGUAAAAUAGCAUUUUGAGUGACUAAAAUAUCACCCAUAAAAUUAGUUUUGCAUAUAAAUGCUCAAACUUAAAAUAAAAGUAUUUGUGGAAAGGUCUGGGACUUCAUUGUCUGGUGGAGGGGUUGGAAUUGUGGGUGGAGGGGUUGGGAUUUGGGUUAGCGGGGUUGGUGGUGGUGGCCCUUGCCCUGCCGGCCCCCUUCUCCACUCAGGUUGCAGGAUCAUGUUACAGAUUCUGCAGAUUAUGGCCAUGCAGGUAGCGCCCAGACGGCCAAGUUGGCCGCAGUUCCUGCAUCGUUUGGGCAUGCCAUGUAGUGGACCGGAGCAUGAUGGUACUGGGAGAUGUUAGACUCCACCCACUCCUGUUGGGUCUGGUUCAACUGAAUCAGCCAUUUUUGUGCCCCAGUCCAGACAUUGUCUUCGUCCAGGACCCUCCUAGCCACUGCCUUGAGUGGCAAAAUGGUGUAAACUGAACUUCUAUGUCAUACUCUUGGAUGCUUUUGUUGUGGAAUUGGACUGUAACUAUAUACUUAUGAUUAUUAUGUGAUUAUGUGUCUGAGAGUGUAAAUACUGUGAAAUGGGACCUUUUGUCUUUACAAUUUCUGUAUUUUAAUCUAAACUUCUAGUAACUGGGGGGUCUUGAAACUGUCUUCAAAUUAUUCCUGGCCCUGGAGGUUUCACCAGGAAGUUCUCAAAGCCCAUACCUCUCUGUAGAACUGCCCUGCUGAAUUCCAGGCGGGUCAUGGUUUCUGGCGGUUGUUAUUGCUGCUCAAGUUGCUCCAGCUGCUCCCCAGCGAUUGGCAGUGCUCCGUCCUUGGCAGCCUCCUCGAUGGGGAUUAGUGCCAGCCUCACCGCGUUGGAGCUGUGCAUCACUCCUGGGUUCAUCUCGGUCAUUUUGUUCAGGUUGGGUGGGGGGAUUUGAAGAAGGACGGUGUUGAUCUACUCCGGUCCUGCAGGGGGAGGAAGGACAAACCUCAGAGUGAGCAGACACACCUGGAAGCCUGUGACCUUUAGGUCAAUGGAGGCACUCCCUUGUGGUCUGCUCACUCCAGGCGUUGGUUGGUGUCUUUGAUCCUUUCUUCAUGCCUCUGGUUCUGGUGGUGAUACUGUCUGGUCUUUUCUCUCUUUCUGUUGGUCUUCUGCUGGUUCUGGACAGGUCGGUGGUUGCCUAAGGAGGGCAGAUAUAAAAAAUAAAAAAAAGGCAGGGGAGGAGGGCUGUAGGCCAAGGGUAGAGGGAGUAAGGCCCGCCUCGGCAGCACUCUACUUGCCUCAAGGCCUGCAGUCCGUCAUUUCCUCCACAGGCAGCUGGUCUGGUGCUGGGAUUUGGGGUGGUCCAUGGAGUCAGGUCAUGUUGCGGUCAGGCCACAGUUACAUUUUUGUCUUCCCCAGUCCUUCCAGGAUUUCCGGCCUUGUCCGCUGGACCAGUGAGACUGCGCCAGCCGUGGUCAAGCCACCGUUACCUUUGCUACCUCCUGGUCCGUCCAAAGAAAAGGAUAAUGAGAGAGAGGAUAGAGAGAGGGACACAACUCCAGAAAAUAUCAUCCAUGCAGGGUUGUGCAUAAUGAAGAGGAACCAGAGUCAAUUGCAUCAAUAAUUAUACAUCUCCCAUUUUGCAUGUUUCCUGUGAUGCGUUGACUUGACAACUGUCAGAGUUUUGAACGAACCUUCACCCCCUUUUGUUCUAUGCUGGCUGAAGACCUAACUAGGCAGUAACUUGCUUUUAGAUAGCCAUUUUUUGCUAUUUCUGUUGAUUUUGUUAAGUUUGUAUACUGCAAUGUAUAAUUUUCUUUAAAUAUUAUUGCACAAUACAUAUUCUAGUAGAACAAUAUGUACAUUAUCUUUUACAUAUUUCAACAAGGUGGGUACUAUCACUUUGGGAUUUGUGUAAGCUUUUAAGAAACUCAUACACUUUUAUACAGUUCAUUAAAGCAAUAAAAACAAUUCAACCCUAACUAGUGAUACCAGUUCAACAGAACAGAUGAACCGGAAUGACAUUUACUCUCACAGGUGGCCAAAAAGUACUUAAUUAAAUCCACACCCCUACUAAGCCAAGCCUCCAGUCUUCUGAACUGAUCUGUUGGGUCCUAUCUCAAUUACACAGCAUCAACUAAUCAACCUUGCUCUUUUUUUACAAAUGCCUGCAACCCAACAGUUGGGUCAUCCAAACAACCCAAUAAUUUUUUAGAGUGUAAGCCCUCAAAAUAAGGCCUCAUGAAAAACAUUGUAAUGUGUCAAAUAUUAAAAUUUCCAGGACAACAUAUUCACAUAGAAUCUAACUUUUUGAAUUCUGUCGGAGUGAUAAGGUGAUGAAUACAACAACCAUCUCUCUGUCACUAGCAAAUUCAGUCAUGUGUUGUAACAUUAAAAGUCACUUGAAAGGUCAAGCACUCUGGGAAAUAUGCAAAUAAAGCUUUACAUUAAGCAGUGUGUUGAUUUAGCAACGUUCAGUGUCCUAUAAGACAGUGGAGGCUGUUGAGGGGAGGACGGCUCAUAAUAAUGUCUGGAACGGCGCAAAUGGAAUGGCAUCAAACACAUGGAAUCCAUCUGUUUGAUGUAUUUGAUACCAUUCCAUCUAUUUUGUUCCAGUUAUUUCCACGAGCCCGUGCUCCCCAAUUAAGGUGCCACCAACCUCCUAUGCUAUUCGGAUCCACAUUUUCGGUGUUCAUUUAACACAAGGGAAUUUGCUGUGUAGCUAAUGGCUUCAAGGGUCAGGGUUAGUUGUAGCAAGCCUAAGGCGGUCUGGGUGCAGUACUGGGUAUGUGAAUUAUGGGCCCACCAAGCCUGUUCCCCGGGACUACCAUACCACUAUCGCAACUGACCUGACUCACUCACUUAGUCACACACACACGCACAAACAUUCAGUUGUUUACUUCAGAUGGUGUUGUUUAGUCAUCAAGCAUGAUUGUUUAGUUGAAAAUGGCCAGUUAGUGGAGUGUAAAAAUGAUAAUAUUAUUUCUUCCAAACAGAAUUUUAAACAUGGCAAUGUUGUUCUCAUGUUCUCAAUAAAGGCUUUCAAUGUGUUGUUAUA